AUUCUUAUUGCUUCGGCCUGGAUCACAGAUAGAGAAGAUCAUUGUGGCCAAAAAGAGGAUUGCUGUGAACCACCGAAAUCCUGUGAGGGGACGAUGCUUGGCUUAUGCCCUCACGCCCCUCCGGCACUCACGAUGACUUGGCCCUGCUUCAACAAAUCGCCCCGCCGUUUGUCAAAUCUGACUGCCACGUUCGGCGCCGUUUACCGGCGUUUUGCACUUGAACGUAUAAAAGAGCACACGGGGCGAUCUAAAAAUAUCGCAGAAAUCUGUGGGCCAGUCAUUGCAACCAUUGGCCGGACCUAAGUGUGCUGGACCAGAAAUACAGAGCAGCAUGGCGGGCUUCGUGUUGUAACGUAUUUAUUCAGCUGCCAUGGGGACGCCUGCGAAUUUGAUCAUUCAGGGGGCUUUGGCGAUCGCACUUCUGCUUGUGACUGCAUUGCAAGUCGGCGUGGCGGAUACAGAUGCCUUCUUCAGUCUGCGGCAGAGGGAGAACAUUAAAUUCUGGGCUGAUGAACUCGGGGAUGAACUGUGGUACCUGGGGCAAAGUAUUACAAAAGCCACAGAUAUGAAAGCACGCUACAAGAAGUUACAUCUUCGAGUGCAAGAAAAAGAUGGAGAAGCCAUAUUGAAGGAGAUUGUUGACAACGUUCAGAGAAUGUUAGAUCGUAAAAUGGAUGCUGUCAGAUGCAUCGUGAUUGCAGCUGAGGAUGCAGCAGAAUCCUUUAACAGGACUAAUGUACCUGAGAACUACACUUUCUAUAGUGCCAAGGACUCUUAUAUAGCUGGAGACACAGAGCAAAGUGAGAACUUGGAUAACAGUACAUACACGCCCAUGGAGCUGUACACAGAUAGCCAUUUCUACAACAUCCCUGUUAACCUCAAUUACAGCAUCGUGCAUGUACCCACCAAUAUUUAUUAUGAAGAUGAUCCGGUUUAUGAUACUAUUAAGUGGUCAGAGUCCUUGGAUGAUGUUUUCAUACAAAACUAUUAUAGUGAUCCAGCUUUAUCAUUUCAAUACUUUGGUAGUUCAUUAGGAAUCAUGAGAAGUUAUCCAGCCAUGAAGUGGAAACAGGAAAUAGACCUAUUUGACUGUCGCAACAGGUUCUGGUACAUUCAAGCAGCAACCUGCUCUAAGGACAUUGUAAUCCUGAUGGAUAACUCAGGCUCCAUGACUGGGUAUCGAAACACUAUCGCCAGGCUUACUGUCAGCAACAUUCUGGAUACACUAAAUAAUAAUGACUUUGUUAAUGUGUACAACUAUUCUGAGAGGGCUGAUGAGGCUGUUCCAUGCUUCAAGGAAAAGCUGGUUCAGGCUACAUUGGAAAAUGUGAACGCACUGAAAGCUGCAGUUGAGGAUAUUAGGCCGGAAGGUUAUGCAAAUCUGACUCAUGCAUUUACUAAAGCUUUUCAACUACUGGAAAGGUAUCGAGAACUGAGAGGCUGCAAUAACUCCAGCUCUGGCAUGCAGUGUAACCAAGCCAUCAUGCUGGUGACAGAUGGAGUUACAGGAAAUCACACUGAGGUAUUUCAGGCCUGGAACUGGGAUGAAAAUGGCACACACAUUCCAGUACGUGUGUUCACUUUCCUGGUAGGACAAGAAGUGACCAAGGUGCGAGAGAUUCAGUGGAUGGCUUGCCUCAACAGAGGUCUGCAUGUGGUAUUUGUACGUUUGGAGUAUGAUCCUGGCUGUCCCAGCAUGGAUCUGCGAAGGGGCAGUGCAUGGGUCAGGCAGUCAUUGCGGUCUGUGUUACACAUCUUGGACUCUCUGACAUACUGGCUCUUACUGGUCCUAAAUUCAUUAAAAGUGAGAGAGCAGGUAUUCAAGUACAUCCCUGUGAUGGCACGCCCUCUGGUCCUGCAAGGAACAGUGCACCCAACAGUAUGGACGCCUGCAUACGCCGACACAACCGACCCCACCUUAGCCGCAUGGCUAUGGGAUGUGUUGUAUUCUGGAAAACGCAAGAGAAAGUUAUCUAAACUUACUAGCACUAAAGAUCAAUACUUUAGUCAGGGCAAGGAAGAUCAUAUUUAUAUUAGAAAUCCAAACCAGAGAAGUGGCGAUGCAGAUCCCCAACUACAGGAAUACCGCAUCAUGGUGUCCAUUGCUGUGCCUACAUUUGACAGGAAGCUCAACAGUUAUGUUACAAAUGAGACUCGGUUUGCUGAUCUACUUGGUGUAGCUGGAACUGACGUGCCCAUCAAGGAUAUGGAAAAGCUCACGUACAACUACAAGAGUGGUGUUAAUGGCUAUGCAUUUAUUGUAACUAAUAAUGGUUACAUUCUGCUUCAUCCAGAUCUGAGACCAGUGUUCCGUGGCAUUCUCAAGAAGAAUUACAACAGUGUUGACCUUACAGAGGUUGAGUUACUGGAUGACACAAAUGGUCCCCGAAAAUUGAGCCCUGAGAUUGAAGAGCUGCGAAAUGCAAUGGUUAACCAUUCAGAAGGGAAGAUGCUGAAGCUCAGAAUGAAGUUUCAUUAUGAUGAUAUAAGAAGAGUCGCAUUAGAACAUAAGAACUAUUACUUUGCUCCCCUGAAGAGAACGCCAUUCACGAUGGGACUCUCCCUACCAGAUAAAUAUGGAAUGUACUACAUCAAAGCAGGAGAUGAAGUUCAGAAGAGCAGACAUGAAAACAUUUCUAUUAUCAGUUACCUACAGGGCAGUAGCUGGAAAAUCCAUCCUGACUGGACGUACUGCAAGUAUCACCAUCAGACUCAUACAUUUGAAUCUCCUGAGGAUGAAAUGAAGCACUUCCUUGAGAAGAUGAGAGGUCGUGAUUGGGUGUGGGCAGAGCAGUAUGAAUAUUCUGACAAGAAAGAUGAGACCAUGCUUAUGCAAGAUUCAGUCACUUUCUUUGUGGACAAUGGCACUGAAAGUUUUGACUGCAACAGAAGGCCAACAGGAGAAGAUGAAUAUUAUUGUGACAGGGAACUUGUGCAGUUAUUCGUAUUUGAUGCAAGAGUUACGAAGCCUUUCUUCAGUGGGGAAAAAUUGACAGAUCUCGAACAGGAGAUAGUGAAGCUGUACAAUGUUACCCUGAAAUUUGUGUCAACUCAAAGCGGCCUUACCAGGUGGCUCCAUCUUCAGGAACAUACUGAAUCAGAAGAAGAUGCUUUGGACUUCGGUGACCUUCAUACAGAUUCCAUUGAUGAACCAUACUACAGGAGUGCAGUUUUGCAUUAUGGGACUGAUCCAGCAUCAUAUGUCUUUUCAGUGCCAUUUGAUGCAGGACUGAGAGAUGAUGCUGUUGUAAUGGCUAGUCAUGCAAUUUUUCCUCGUGAUGGUGGUAUGGAGGCACCAGCAUCUGUAGUAGGGUUGCAGUUCCAGCAUUCGGCAUUAUUGUCGCGAUUCAUAAGUAUCACUUCUAAGAAAACUUGUCCAACCUGCUAUGAUUGUGCCUCAGAAGAACUAGACUGCUUUGUUCUCGACAACAAUGGCUACAUAGUUCUGGCAGAGGAUAAGAAUCUAACAGGCCGGUUCUUUGGGGAAGUGGAAGGAGCUGUUAUGGAUUCCUUAAGGACUGGCGAUGCUGUUUUUAAGAAAGUAUCAAUUUUUGACUACCAAGGCCUCUGUCUUGAUGACAAAAACCGAACAAGUAACAGUGAUGCCAACUUUAUUCUCACUCCUUUCACCCAUUUCAAACUUCUGGUGCAGUGGGUGUUUGGGCAGUUGUUGUGGCUACUGUUUGACAGUAAUUUGAGUCACCUCUGGUAUGGUACCCAGGCUUCAGCAAGUCCCUUUGGUGAAGCAAUAUAUUAUGACACCUAUGACUUUGAUGACGAGAUGGAAUUUCCGGUGGUUGAUGAAGAUAAAGGCUCCGGCCCAAGGGAGAAAGAAGAGGUAACAUUGGUGCCCCUACCCUGUGACCAGAAGACAAGCCUGUACCUUUUGCAGUAUGAGGGGCUGCAGAAGUAUAAGUACACCAGUGAUGACUGUUCAAGGCCGCACUUGGCACAACGCAUCCCUCACACUAAUCUGGUACUAGUUGUGAUAAAUUCCAUGUUUGAGACAUGUGAGAAGAAAGUGAUGUCUUCACCUGUUGAAAUCCGCUACAAUGGGACAGAUCCUGCUUGUCAGAAACUGUUUCUCAAUGACUUGCCACGCCGAAGACUUUCAGACUGCUUUUCGGAAAACCCAUUGGAACAUGAGGUGAAGCUCUGUGGAGGAUGUGCCAGGGUAAAAACAAACAUAAUCCUAUUUGUCGUGGUCUGGUCUAUGCUCUAUCUGGGAUAUAUGCUGCACCAUUAAAUGAGGCUCAGUAUAUGUUGAGAAAUUUCUGAAACUGUUUGAAAUGAACUGGCAAAUAUCAUAAUACGAGGAUGUACUCAGUGCAGGGAGCGUCUGCAUUCGUUCAUGACUUUUAGAGCAUAGAGCAGAUGAGUGCAUCUCAAAUGACAACACAUAAAUGGCAACAUAUAACACAGUGAAAUAAAACUAAUUUGUUGCACUGCAAUGCUAGAACUUCAGAAACGUAAAAAAGUUCACCAGAAGUGUUUUAAUUUUAUUAAAUAUUAUGUAAAAUCGAAGAGUACUAUCAUCUGGGAUGUGGUGCCAUAUAGUCUAGCAGAAGUUGGCAAUUUUCAGAGGAAUCUAUUGCCCCCAUAUUCAACGUUGAAGAGUAAUCCAAGCAAGGAAAACACAAGCAGAAAAUGGAGUUGCUUAUACCAGACUAUACGGCGUCACAUCCUAGAAGUUAGUAUUCACCACUCUGGAAACCUCAAAUUCAACAUAUAAGUAUAAUGUACACAAUAAUCUAGAAAAUUAAGGUAAUUAAAUAAAAAUAAUUUUUAAACAGUUUUUGAAAGUGAGGUUAAAAUGAAGAUUAUUUUCAGAAAUUGUGGUAGCUGGGGGAGGAAUUUAUUUAUAGUUCCUCUAUUAGAUUUUCAGAAAGAGAUGAUUUUGAACUUUCUGAAUGAUCACUAUUGCAAAUGGUUUACAGUGCCAGUCUGUGGCAGAAGAAUAAUUGAAACUGUGACUGUGAAUGAACAUAGUCAGAGAGUGUUAUUGCAGAAGUUUCCUACACUGAGACAGGAAUGGUAUAUAACACUGAGAAUGUUUGUAAGUGUUCUUUAUUCAGUAUUUUGUAUUUCAAAGCAUAAUGACUUUGUUGUUUGUAAUCUUAGAAAUUUUAGAGGUAUUUGUUAAAAACAUGUUCAGUAUUCUGUACAGUGCACAAGCAUAUCAAUAAGGUGAAACUCUUGUUACAUUUAUUUUC
Molecule: messenger RNA, 5213 nt
Organism: Cryptotermes secundus
Lineage: Eukaryota; Metazoa; Arthropoda; Insecta; Blattodea; Kalotermitidae
Product: voltage-dependent calcium channel subunit alpha-2/delta-3
Exons: 30
Coding region: 371-4246 (1291 amino acids)
Cellular component (GO): voltage-gated calcium channel complex
Molecular function (GO): voltage-gated calcium channel activity
Source: RefSeq, a predicted model, not a curated record